Messenger RNA from Blepharisma stoltei, 210 nucleotides. The record is from the annotation of a GenBank genome assembly. Lineage: Eukaryota; Ciliophora; Heterotrichea; Heterotrichida; Blepharismidae.
AUGUCUGCUUUUAUGCUUACAACUGUCGGGUUAUCUCUUAUUAAUUUCUUAUUCAGAAUGCUUCGCAAAAAAUAUUCUCGGCUUUCUGGACUCUUUGGAGAGUCUUUAGUCGCAAGAAACAUUCUUAUCUAUAUAAAUGCAUAUAUUGAAAGAUUUAUAGAACAGCUUAGCAUUAAAUAUAAGUAUCAGAAGGAACGUUUUGAGCAUUAA